AUGGGUAGGCUAAGUGAUUUGCCUGAUGCACUUCUCUUGAAGAUAUUGGCGUUAAUGCCUACGAAAGCUGCUGUGGACACAAUGGUAUUGUCGAAACGAUGGCAGUUUCUUUGGAAGUUGGUGCCGAGACUUGAGUAUGAUGAUAGCAUGUACCAAGAUGGCGGAGACUGGAGAUUCUUGCGGUACAUGUACAGUUCUUUGCUGCUGCACGAGGCUCCGGUUCUAGAGAGCUUCUCUGUGAAACUUGGUCAAAAAUCUGGUGCUGUAGAUAUCGGAGCGUGUGUUACACCUGCUGUUAACCGCUCUGUGCGUGAGCUGAUCAUCGAGAUCGACAGAUCUUCUUAUAGUACAACUCCAGCCAUACUUCCAAGGAGUUUGUACACAGGGUGUAGAAUGCUGGUGAAUCUGAAGCUAAACAAUGCGGUUUUUGUGGAUGCGUCUUCUUCGGCGGUUUCUUUCCCAUCGCUCAAAACUCUGACCCUUUUAUCAAUGAAGUAUCCAGGUGAUGAGUUUAUCUGCAAGUUUUUGUCCGGUUGUCCUGUUCUUGAAGACUUGUUUGUGUUACAAUGUUGCGGUGACAAUGUGGGCGUUUUGGUAGUUAGAGUGCCUUCUUUAAGGAAAUUAGGCGUGCGUAAAGUAUCAAUAGAAGAGUACGCUCAGGGGUUAGUGAUAAAUACUCCUUCUUUGGAGUUCUUGGACAUUAUUGAUCAGACUGAUGGGUUUUGUGCUGUUGAGAGUAGUAUGCCGAAGAUUGCAGAGGCCCAUCUUAAUGUGACUUAUGCUGACACUCAGCAGCUUCUUGGCUCUCUUACUUCUGCCUUUCAACUUUCAGUAUGUUUAGAGACUUCAAUGGAUCCAUGUUCCGAUGGAAAAAUAUUUAGCCAGCUUGACCAGUUGAAACUAUGUACGUGCGACAUGGGGUGGAUGGAUCUACUUAUGCGUCUACUCAAACAUACCCCUAAGCUAACGCUCAUUGUACUUGAAGAGACGCACGGCAUGGACCUUGAAGCUCCGCGUCCGUGCUGGAAUGAACCGAGUCGUGUUCCUGAAUGUCUAUCGUCCAGUCUUGAAAUGUUUUGCUGGAGGCAAUACGGAGGAAGCAAAGACGAGAGAAAACUCGCCACAUUCAUCUUGAGAAACUCUGCUCAUUUAGAAAUUGCAACUUUCAACUCCAAAUCAACAGAUCCUGUAGAGAGGCUUCGGAUGCUCACGGAGUUGUCAAUGUCACCAAGGAGGUCGUCCACCUGUACGCUUCAAUUCCUUGGGAAGUACAAGAAGACUAGAGUUUAA
Molecule: messenger RNA, 1290 nt
Organism: Microthlaspi erraticum
Lineage: Eukaryota; Viridiplantae; Streptophyta; Magnoliopsida; Brassicales; Brassicaceae
Source: the annotation of a GenBank genome assembly